Molecule: messenger RNA, 1560 nt
Organism: Knipowitschia caucasica
Lineage: Eukaryota; Metazoa; Chordata; Actinopteri; Gobiiformes; Gobiidae
Source: the annotation of a GenBank genome assembly
AUGUCCAGUACCAUCAAGGGGGUACUGGUCGCCCUGUGCCUCGGGAGCGCGGUGGUGAACUGUAUGCCCCAGACCAGGACGCACAAGAGCAAGCGACAAGCGCAGCAGCAUCAGGUCUCCUCCGUGUCGCAAGAGGGCUGUGUGGAGAAUGGUCAGUUUUAUGGCGUCAAUGACCAGUGGGAGCGGCCGUACCUGGGCAGCAUUCUGGUCUGCACCUGUCAGGGAGUCGCUGGGAUUAAAUGCACCAGUAAACCAGAUGAAGAGGAAAAGUGUUUUGACAAGAUAAACCAGCGUUCCUACACUGUUGGAGAAACGUAUGAGAGGCCAAAGGACGGGAUGAUCUGGGACUGCACCUGCAUCGGAUCUGGGAGAGGGAAGAUCAGCUGCACCAUUGGCAAUCGCUGUCAUGAAGGAGGGGCCUCUUACAAGAUCGGGGACACCUGGAGAAGACCCCACGAAACCGGAGGCUACAUGUUGGAAUGUGUGUGUCUUGGAAAUGGGAAAGGAGAAUGGACUUGCAAACCAGUGGCGGAGCGUUGCUACGACAACACCGGGGGGACGUCCUACAUCGUGGGUGAGACGUGGGAGAAGCCAUACCAGGGCUGGAUGGUGGUGGAUUGCACCUGUAUGGGAGAAGGCAGCGGGCGGAUCACGUGCACCUCCAGAAACCGCUGUAACGACCAGGACACACUGUCCUCUUACCGCAUCGGAGACACCUGGAGCAAGACGGACGCGAGGGGGAACUUACUGCAGUGUCUGUGCACUGGGAACGGUCGGGGGGAGUGGAAGUGUGAGAGACAUGCCCAGCUUCACACCACUGGCCUGGGCUCUGGCUCUCGUGUGAUCACCAACAUCCAGCCCGUGGUCUAUCAGCCGUCUGUCCCUGAGCUUCCAGUGGAUGGACCCUGCAGAUCGGACGCUGGACUUUUCUAUUUUAUUGGACAACGAUGGAUCAAGUCCCAGGGAACCAAGCAAAUGCUCUGCACCUGUCUCGGAAACGGCAUCAGCUGCGAACAAUGGGAUGGCCCCGCUCCAGUGUACGGCGGUAACUCCGGUGGAAAACCCUGUGUUUUCCCGUUCGUUUACAAGGGAAAGACUUACCAUUCCUGCAUCUCGGAAGGACGCAGCGACGGACAGCUCUGGUGCUCCACGGCCUCCGACUUUGAGGCUGAACAGAAGUAUUCUUUCUGCACUGAGCAAAAUGCCAUCGUGACGACCAGAGGAGGAAACUCUAACGGAGCCCUGUGUCAGUUCCCGUAUCUUUACAACGGGCGCAAUUACAGCGACUGCACGUCUGACGGCAGGAGAGACGGCAUGAAAUGGUGCGGGACCACGACUGACUACGACGCUGAGCACAGAUUUGGAUUCUGCCCCAUGGCUGCUCAUGAAGAAGUGUGCACCACCCCAGAGGGGGUCAUGUACCGUGUGGGCGACCAGUGGGACAAGCGCCACGAUGUCCUGGGUCACAUGAUGAGGUGCACCUGCGUCGGGAACGGCAGAGGGGAGUGGAGCUGUGUCGCCUAUUCACAGAUUAAAGGUGAUGUCUGCCACUUAAAAUGA